UGUAGUUUCGCGGUGCCACCCGCCUAACUAGUUCAGGGUCCCAUCCUUGCCCACUCACUGCCAGAAAGCAGUCCAAAGGAGGCGGGCUCGGUGACCGCGUCUGGACGCCCCUGCAAGAGAUGUUGUUGCUGUGGGUGUCAACAGUCGCAGCGUCGGCGAUCGCGGCGCCGACCCCGGGAACACAGGAGCAGAAGCUGCAAGUAGCCCAGGCGCCCAACGUAGUGCUCGUCGCCAGCGACUCCUUCGAUGGAAGACUAACAUUUCAACCAGGAAGUGGGGUAGUAAAACUUCCCUUUAUCAACUUCAUGAGAGCACAUGGCACCACCUUCCUGAAUGCCUACACAAACUCUCCCAUCUGCUGUCCAUCUCGAGCAGCAAUGUGGAGUGGCCUCUUCACUCACUUAACAGAAUCUUGGAAUAAUUUUAAGGGUCUCGAUCCAAAUUAUACAACAUGGAUGGAUGUCAUGGAGAAGCAUGGCUAUCAGACUCAAAAAUUUGGAAAACUAGACUAUACUUCAGGACAUCAUUCCAUUAGUAAUCGUGUGGAGGCAUGGACAAGAGAUGUUGCGUUCUUGCUCAGACAAGAAGGCAGGCCUGUGGUUAAUCUCAUCCCUGAUAAGAACAGAAGGCGAGUGAUGGAGAAGGACUGGCAGAGCACAGACAAAGUGACCGACUGGCUAAGACAGGAAGCCAUUAACUACACCAAACCAUUUGUCCUUUACUUGGGAUUGAAUUUACCACACCCUUACCCUUCACCUUCUUCAGGAGAAAACUUUGGUGCUUCUACGUUUCACACUUCUCUGUAUUGGCUUGAUAAGGUAGCUUAUGAUGCUAUCAAAAUCCCAAAGGUGAAAUUAUUUUGACCCUUCGCAAAUUAGAUCUUCUUCAGAAAACUAUUGUUAUAUAUACGUCAGACCAUGGAGAGAUGGCCAUGGAACACCGCCAGUUUUAUAAAAUGAGUAUGUAUGAAGCCAGUGCCCAUGUUCCACUUUUGAUGAUGGGACCAGGAAUUAAGGUCAACGUACAAGUGCCAAAUUUUGUUUCUCUUGUGGAUAUUUACCCUACAAUGCUUGAUAUUGCUGGCAUUGCUCUGCCUCAGACUCUCAGUGGAUACUCUUUGUUGAUGCUGUCAUCAGAGGCACCUGCAGAUGAACAGAUGCGCAAAACCCAACGUCAACCUUGGGUUCUAAGUGAAUUCCAUGGAUGCAAUGCAAAUGCCUCCACCUACAUGCUACGAACUGGUCAAUGGAAGUAUAUCGCCUACUCUGAUGGUGCUUCUGUGCACCCUCAGCUUUUUGAUCUUUCCUCAGAUCCAGAUGAGCUAACAAAUAUUGCUAUAAAAUUUCCAGAAAUCACAUAUUCUUUGGACCAGAAGCUUCGUUCUAUCAUAAAUUACCCUAAAGUGUCUGCUUCUGUUCAUCAGUACAAUAGAAAGCAGUUUAUCAUGUGGAAACAAAGCAUAGGACAAAAUUAUUCAACUGUUAUAGCACACCUGAGGUGGCAUCAAGAUUGGCAAAAAGAACCAUGGAAGUAUGAAAAUGCAAUCCACCAAUGGCUCAAAGCCCACCCUUCUCCAGUAGCUGUAGACAAUAAUAGAACUUUUUCAAGAUAUGUAUGAAUAUGCUGAUAAGUAUUAAACCAAAACAGCCUUAGUAGUUGCUAAUUUUACUUACUUUUAAAGUAUGUACUUUAUCUUACCUUAUCUUACAGAACUACAUAUUUUCAAAACUGGUUACUACUAUGAGCUUAUUGUUGCAGAGCUCUGACAGUUUUUAUAGCAGAAGUAUUUAAAGGAGAGGAGCAUAUAUUUUUCUUGGAUAAUAUAGAAUGUGAGCAAUUUUAACAACUGUUGGCUGUUACUUAUGAAUCAUGAUGUCUCAUGACUUGGUUUUGAUGAAACUCUUCAGAAGGCAACUACAACCACCAUGUUUGUAUCCUUUUGUAGACAAUAAAAUUAAUAUAUUCUUUGUACACAACAAGCAGGCAUACACACAACUGAUAAUAUGCUAUAUAGUUAGUGAUUCUUCUUGCACAUUGUUGUUCUGGCUUAUUUAUUUUUUUAUUUCCAAUUAAAAUAGAUGUUGAGAAGUGAAAUUGCAGAGUCAAGAUCUAUAAAAUUUGUGUAUAUUUUCACAAGUUGUUUCUAAAGAAGUUGUAGUAGUUGUCGUUCUCACCAGAAUGCAUUCCUGUACAUCCAAGCCCAAUUGGUAGCAAAUAUUUCAUUUGCUUUAUUGUGAGUACUGACAUUGUUCCAUAGAUCCAGUAGCCAUUAGUUUUUGCACCAGGAUGACCUUCUCUAUGUCUGUUGUUGGUCAUUUUCUUUAUUCAUUGUUAGCUUGUUUUUCCGUUAAACGCAUGCAUUAGCCUUUUAAAGAAUAAAAGAGAAAAAGGGGCUGGAGAGGUGGCUCAGGGAUUAAGAGUACUUACUGUCAACCAGAGGACUCAGAUUCAAUUAUUGGCAUCCACAUAGUAGCUCACAACUGUCUGUAACUCCA
This is a messenger RNA of Cricetulus griseus (Chinese hamster), 2495 nucleotides long. Lineage: Eukaryota; Metazoa; Chordata; Mammalia; Rodentia; Cricetidae. The record is from RefSeq and is a predicted model, not a curated record.